Messenger RNA from Acanthopagrus latus (yellowfin seabream), 6228 nucleotides. It is a transcript of the gene gon4l, whose product is annotated as gon-4-like (C. elegans). The record is from RefSeq and is a predicted model, not a curated record. NCBI's taxonomy places the organism in Eukaryota, Metazoa, Chordata, Actinopteri, Spariformes, Sparidae. Gene Ontology annotation, cellular component: nucleus. The transcript has 30 exons. The coding region runs from base 122 to 5623 and encodes 1833 amino acids. Gene Ontology annotation, molecular function: transcription coregulator activity. Gene Ontology annotation, biological process: regulation of DNA-templated transcription.
ACAUUUAUUUUGAAUGGACCCGGACCGGAAAUGUUAUUGUUAUUGACCAGAGAGAAGUUAGCAGAGCUGGGGAAGCUAACAGCUCUCGAAGGCUAACGGAGCUAACAUGACGAAGUAACGAAUGGCUGACUGUGCUGACAUCAGUGUGAAGUGGACGGAGAGACGUCGUCCAGCUGAAGAAGACGUUUGUCCCUUGGAGUGUAAAUCAUUGAGGACGGAUGGAAACACCAUCAUCUUCAGACCGGACAGGAAGUCGUCAUCCACACCUCACACAGGAAGUCCCUCUGCGGAGAGACAGGAAGAGGAGAGAACACCUUUCUCAGGUGCGGGGAUAAUGAGUGAGAAGGUGGUCACCAUGGAGACCAGUGAGUCCAGUGAGGAUGAACUUGGACGACUCGACAUCGACCUGGACAGAAAGUCAAGACAACACAACCUGAGUUCCAGCAACGUGCGCGCCAUUCUGCAUGAGGUGAUUACCCACGAGCGUGUGGUGGCCAUGAUGAAAGCUGCCAUCAGAGACACUCAGGACUUGCCCAUGUUUGAGCCAAAGAUGACUCGUUCCAGAUUGAGGCAGGCCGUCCAGCAGGGACAGCCACUCAACUGGAGUGUUUCAGCAGUGAACACAACAGUGAAGCCUCCUCAGUUCGUUGAUAUUGAUCUUGAGGAAGAUGAAGACUCUUCUGAUGAAGAGUAUUGUCCUGAUGAGGAAGAGGAGGAGGAGGACACGGCUGAGGAGACCUUCCUCAGUGAUGCAGACAGCUUCGCUUCACCUCCCAGAAUGCAUCAGGGUUCUCAGCCUGAACUUUCGGCAAACCAGAGAACUAAUAAAGCCCAACAGGGCUCUCUAUCAUACCUAGAGGAAGAGGUGAUGACCUCAAGCUGCGCUCCUCAGCACCUCCAAACUGCUCCCGAGUCUUCCUUCCUGGAGAGACUCAAUGCUGUGGAAGAGGAACUGGAUGGCAGCUCUGCCUACACCUUUAACCAGUGUAUUGUAAGAAAAGGUGUUGAUGAUGAUGAUGAUGAUGAUGGAGGUGCUGAAGACUCAAGCUGUUUGGCGUACCGCACACGCUCAAAACUUCGUCUGGUUAACGUUCCUAUGGGCCAGCUGGAGGCAGAGCUUCUUGCCCCUGAUAUCACCGCUGACAUGUACGAGCAGGGCACUUCCCAACGAAAGGGGGACCGUCACUGGACUACGUGGCUGCAGGGUCUCAUGGCCCCUGACGUCGAAGAGGAAGCUGAUGAUGAUGAUGAUCCGGAGUACAACUUCCUGGAUGACCUGGAUGAACCAGACCUGGAGGACUACAGGACAGACCGGGCUGUUCAGAUCACAAAGAGGGAAGUGAACGAGUUGCUGGAUGAGCUCUUUGAUACACUCCAGGACGAGGAGCAGCAGGAGGAGGAACAGGAGGAAGAGGAGGAGGAGGAGGCUCAGACACAGAUUGGGCCUAAAUUCAAUGUCCCGCAGGCUUUAUGCUUUGAGGCACCGUUAGCCAGCAUGCUAACAGAGCGACGACGAACAGUUAGAAAACAGUAUGAAGCUCUGCAGCAGAGGAGAGCUCUGCAGGACACAACUAACCACUGUGACAACACAACCCUGAAGGAUACACCAGGCCCACAACCCAACAGUCUCACAUCCAUCUUUGUAGUGCCAGGACGGGUCUGCCCCACCCUCCACCUGGACUACAAUCAAAAACUGCAGCUGCAGCAGCAGAUACAGCAGCAUGUGCAGCUGCUGACUCAGGUUCACCUGCUCUGUCGCCGCGUGAACACCUUGAACCAUGAAGCCUGCAUCACCAAACACUAUCUGGAGGAGCUGCAGCACUUUGCACGCCAUCAGGAGGAGUUUUUUCUCUGCAGCAGUUUCAGAGUUUGUAAUCUGCAGGGGGCUCUGGAUCUUCUACAGGAGGUGAGGUUGACAGCAGAGCCUCCUCCUGCUCCCCCUGCUCUUCCUGCCUCCAGGCGCUGGCUCCCUAGGAUGACUCCUGCUACAAAUAGCCAUGCCUUCCCUGUGCUGCCCACCAACACUGCGUGGCUAUUCGCCACCCGACCCAUUUUCCUUUACCCAGAACUACUUCCUGUCUGCAGCCUGGAACACAGCCGACAUCACCGGAGCAUCUACACUCCAGGAGAGAACGGGCUGAUUGUUCUGGCUUUGAAGCACUUCGAGGGGACGCUCCAGACGGAUCAGCUGAUCAGCUCGUACCUGCUCUGUAAGAGUCGAUGGAGCUUCAGGAAACACGUCAGAGAGAUGAGCAGCCCGAGAGCCCCCGACAACAACGUCAUCAAGACAUUUCUGACACGGCGUGUUGUCCCCACGCUGCCACUCGCAUGCAGCAGAAUCCCGCCGGGAGACCAGCGCCCCCCAGUGGACCGGAACACCGCCAACAGGCCAAACUGGCUCAAGAACAGUCAGCUGAUCAUCCAAAAGACCCGACUCACCUCCACCUCUUACCCCCCCUCCCUCCCCCCUGGCUGCACUCUUAGGCUCCACCCUCACUGGCUCAAUAAGUCCCAUCCCCCGCAUCCCCGCCACAGACGCCUCUUUACCUUGGCCCAUAAUGCAUCUCUGCCACCACUCGCCAAAGCCCCAGCAGGCAGACAGACAGACAGACAGGCAGACAGACAGGUGGAUAGACAGGCAGACCUGUCACUUCCACCUCCAGGUGUCAGUAGUUCAGUCCUUACCCACCCCGUAUGUGCUGACAUCAUUCAGUCCUGCCUUCCUAUCGGCCAGAGAACGCUGCAGAGCGUUUCCAUGCAGCAGGAGAGUUCCCUGCCCGCCCUGAUCAACCCUACAACAAACAGAUUGCUUUGCACAGCAGCGGCUGUGAAGCCGGGUUACUUCCUCCUACAGAUGAUGUGGACACCACCAGCUCCCAUAGUUCCACCAGCCAUCAGCUUCCAGCAUGCUCGAGGGCAAUACAUCCAUCGACUGAGAGGAGAAGGGCAGGAUGAGCAGGUGUCCACAAGGCCACACCCCCCUACAAAGGAGAAGAGACAGGGGGAGGAGGAGGAGGGGGAGAGUUCUGCUUCCCCCUCAACACUCAGCACUCUGUCAUCCUGUGCAGGAGAGGAGGAAGAGGGGGAGAUGGUGGUGGAGGAGGAGGAGGAGGGCUGGACUGUUCAGGGUGUGGUCAGUUUGAAUGGAGGAGAAAACACUGCUGGAGAGGAUGAAGUGGAGAGAGAAGGAGGACGUGGAAAUGAGGAAUCAGGUGGGGCAGGAGAGGGGGAGGAGGGAGGGGAGGGAGAGGACGGUGGAGGAGAGGGGGAGGAGGAGGGACAGAGGGAGGACGGUGGAGGAGAGGGCGAGGAGGAGGGAGAGAAGGAUAAGGAUGAAGAUCAGGACCGACAGGGCGAGGAGGAGGAGGAGGAGGAGGACUUUGAUGACCUUACACAGGAUGAAGACGAGGAGGAAGUGAUGUCAUCAGCGUCAGAGGAGUCGGUGCUGUCCGUUCCAGAGUUACAGGAGACCAUGAAGCAGCUGACCUGGCUGGCUGCAGAGCGCCGGCUCUGUGCAGACGGAGACUCGGAGGAGGAUCACUCUCCGACCUCCCCUGGCUCUCAGGAAGAGGAAGAGGAGGAGGAAGAGGAGGGCACUAAAGGGGAGGAGUCAGGAGAGGGGAGGAGCAGUAAGGAGGGAAGAGAUGAGGAGAUGCCAUCAGAAGAGGGGACACCCAGAGGAGGAGGGAGGUGUCCUGGUCGAGGACGAGGUCGAAGCCGACCUCUUCGCGGUCUGAAGAGGAGCCGUCAGGAGCGUCAUAGUAAAGACACUGAUAAACUCUUAUUGUUGUACGAUGAGAAACUUGUGGACAACGACCCGCACAGAGAGAGCAAAGACGUGGCCUUCGCCCAGAGUUACCUGAACAGGGUGCGCGAAGCACUACAGGACACACCUGGGCAGGUAGAAGACUUCGUGUCUCUGCUGAAUGAGUUUGAGCAGGCAGGAGACGGACAGGAAGUGAUUCUGUUGUUCAGGAAGCUGCGCUGCAUCCUUGGAGACCGAACAGACCUCCUUCGAGACUUUGCCGCAUUCCUUCAUCCUGAGCAGGCGCUUCAGUGUGGACUGUUUGAGGAGCAGCAGGCGUUUGAACGCAGCCGUCGCUUCCUGCGACAGUUGGAGAUCAGUUUUGGAGAUAAUCCAUCACAUUAUCAGAAGAUCAUCAAGGCUCUGCAGACCGGUCCGGACCUGAGUCCAGCCAGCAUCCACGAGCUAAAAGCUCAAAUGGCGACGCUGCUGAAAGGCCACGCCCAUCUACAAGCUGAAUUCUGGGUGUUUUUUGAAGAACUUCGCCCACCUGUGGCCCGCCCUGGACAGUUUGAAGAAGCUCAUUGGCCAGAAGACGCAGCGGGUGGGUCAGAUGGCGGUGACGGCGUUGGCCAGGUGUCUGGAGGCGGGGCCACCAGUGGGUUUGAAGAAGUGACACUCCCAGAGCUUGAAGAGGAAGAGGAGGGGCAUAAAAUCCAGCCAAUGACAAGCCGGCGCCAAAGGAGAAAGAUGGAUGCUCACAGAAUCUACAAGGACUGUGAUUGGUCAGAUAAAGACUGGCCCUGCCUCUGUCGUGAUGCAAAGAUUCGCAGACUCAGGAGGAAAGGAUGCCCUCGCUGCCACGGCAACAAGACCUCAGGGGGCGUGUCCAGAGCCAUGAAGAGACUGGACCCUAUGUACUCCCAGUUAAACUCCGCUCACGAUGAACCAGGUGACAAAGACCUGGACCUGAAGGGGGACAAUGACAGUCCACAGCCAGAUCAGAGAGGUGCAUCAUGGGAAGGGUCGUUCCCUCUGACAGAUGAAAAGGAGGAGGAGGAGCUGGAUGAAGAAGAGAAUGAUGAAGAUGAGGAGGAGAAGAACAGUGAGAAGGAGCAGAGCUUGUUGAUAAAGAGGAGCCGAAGAGAGGAGGUGCUGCAGCUCCCCAUCACCUCCUCCAGCUCCUCGUCAAACCUCUCCAACUCUUCCAUGAUCUCCCACACCUCUGUCUCCACCUCAACCUCUGUUACCUACUCCGUCACCUCCUCUCCCCCUCUCUCGUCCUCUGUUUCCACCUCGUCCAUCUCCCCCAUCACCUCCUCCAUCCUCUCUUCAACCUCAGUUACUUCCUCUGUUGCCUCCUCUCCCUUUGUCUCCUCCUCUGUCUCCACCUGCUGUAUUCCCACCUCCACCUUCACUUCAAACUCAGUUACCUCCUCCUCUCCCUCUGUCUCUACCACAACUAUCACCUCCUCCUUUACCUCUCCCACUAUCUUCUCCUCUUCCAUCACUUCCUACUCCUCUUCCACCAGCUCUCCGUCCAUCUGCACCUCCUCCAACUCUGCUCCUCCACGGCCCAGUCCUCCUCCUGACCUCCCCGUCUGUGCCAAGAACAUUUCUCUGACAGCAAGCGGAGAGAAAGUGAUCCUGUGGACCAGAGAAGCAGAUAGAGUAAUUUUGACGACCUGUCAGCAGGAAGGAGCCAAUCAGAGCACAUUCCAGGCCAUCUCUACUCUGCUCGGCAACAAAACUCCCAGUGAGGUAUCUCGCCGGUUUCGAGAUUUGAUGCGUUUGUUUCGGACAGCGGCUCGUCAGACCAGCUCUGAGGAUGAGGCUCCGCCUACCGAGACCCAGGCAGCCAAUGAGGAAGAAGACUGAUAUUACGUGGUCAGAGGAGCUAUAGCAUGACGUUGAAUCAGAAGAGCUGUUGAUUCAUCUACAGCAACAAGUUUGAGUAAUAUUAUGUGAUUUUUAUUGUGAAAGAAUGCAGUAAAUGUUAGAUGUGUUUCUUGUAAAUGAAAAAAAUGUAAAUAUGAAAAUUAAGAUCAGUUGAUGUUUUUGUAAAAAAUUUAGUUUUUUCUUGUUUUUUUUUUUUUAACGAUAAAAUGUUUCUUCAUUCAAAUCUGUUUUACUCUUUUGCCAUUAUUCCAUGUCGUUGGCGUUCACACCUGAUCUGCCUGCUUGAGGGUGAGUCUCAAAACAAUGGCACUGUUGUCCCGAUCUGGGCGGUAUUGAAGGAUCACCGCUAACAAGUGGUUCAGUUACUUCAGUUACAAAUACGAUUUAUUUCCUACGACUCCUCCACAUUAUAAGCUCACUUGUUAUUCAUAAUUUCAUGAUUUAAAGGCUUUUAUUAUGAAGCAGCAUCACAGGAAACGUGUUGGUUUUUUUAACCAACAUUCUUUUUAUUGUUUUCACAACAUAACAAAGAAAUACAAUUACAUGUCUUGAACAAACAUGUCAACCCCCCCACCCUUUCAAGU